AUGGAACUGCCUUUGCGUGCGGCUUUAGAAAAGCUGGUCGUGGCGACUGAUUUAAAUAUGGGACAUCUAGCAACAUGGGAGAAGAAAAGGAAGGAGAAGGAAGCGAAAUUCUUUCAAGAAGCUGACAUCGGACUGAACAAAUGCAUUUCGACACGAGUCGACGAAUUCACGAACGCCGUAAACGAGAUGAACGGCGUUUACGAGAAGUUCAUACUGGACUAUGCCGGCAUCGAAGAUGAAAUUCGCAAGAUUUGGACAGAGCUACUGCGAGAACAGCAAAGGCUCCGGGUGCUAUCCGAACAGAAGCUGAACCGUGUUUCUGCGGGGGAACAAGAGCGCGAGCGGGGCCAAGUGCAGGGGAUGGCAAUUGCCAAGAAGGCGAUGGAAGACUAUACUCGACUCGUGACUGCUCUUCGGCCCUCCGAGUAA
Molecule: messenger RNA, 429 nt
Organism: Fibroporia radiculosa
Lineage: Eukaryota; Fungi; Basidiomycota; Agaricomycetes; Polyporales; Fibroporiaceae
Exons: 5
Coding region: 1-429 (142 amino acids)
Source: RefSeq, a predicted model, not a curated record